AUGUUGUUAUCGGAAGAGUUUAAAAGUGCAACUGAUCUUACAACAUCAUCUUACGUUUACGAGAAGGCUAAGUUCACGAUGGCUUAUUGGUUAGAACGGUUAGCAUCGGGGCCUAGCCCUAAAGCGAAUCUUCAACCCAACUUCAGGCCCAUUGGGCUUACGGAAACCUCUGGGAGUCUGAGAAGCUGGGACACAGCUAGUCUCCAUCUUUGCCUUCUCUCGCCUGCAACUCUCCCUAUCCAGAAAAUCAUUCUUUCAGUCAUCAGAAAUGGUUCUAAAUGGAGCUGCUCCCCCAAGAGAAGUGCAGCUGCUGCUGCUAGCCUGCGUAGGAGGAGGACAACUAGUGUUGGGGCUGCAGGAGGAGCAAGUGGGAAUAUGCUGCAGUUUUACACUGAUGAUGUCCCGGGACUCAAGAUUUCCCCCAAUGUCGUUCUUGUCAUGAGUAUUGGUUUCAUAGCCUUUGUUGCUACUCUCCAUGUCAUGGGUAAGCUGUACUUUGUGCGAAGAGAGGCUUAAAAAGGUGCAGCAAUGGAAGUCUCAGUUCAGAGUCAAUUUUGAAUGAAUUAUUACUUAAUAGGUAAUGAAAUAUGAAUUUUGGCUUUA
Molecule: messenger RNA, 603 nt
Organism: Vitis vinifera (wine grape)
Lineage: Eukaryota; Viridiplantae; Streptophyta; Magnoliopsida; Vitales; Vitaceae
Exons: 3
Coding region: 1-516 (171 amino acids)
Biological process (GO): intracellular protein transport
Cellular component (GO): Sec61 translocon complex; endoplasmic reticulum membrane
Source: RefSeq, a predicted model, not a curated record